CCUCCAUCCCUGCGGCCGAGGGCGGGGUGCGUGCUGUCCUGGCGGCCGAAGCUCCAUGGGGCUUUUGGGUCUCCUAAGCCUCCUGCACUCAGCCUUCUUCGGGAACCAGGCACUGCAGGAUUUGAGGAUGGCCAGCUCCGUGGCCUCCUACGAGCAGCUGGUGCGGCAGGUGGAGGCCUUGAAGGCCGAGAACACACACUUAAGGCAGGAGCUGACGGUCAACUCUACCCAUCUAUCCAAGCUGGAGACAGAGACAUCUGGCAUGAAGGAGGUCCUGAAACAUCUCCAGGGCAAGCUGGAGCAGGAGGCGCGAGUUCUGGUGUCCUCCGGGCAGACAGAAGUGUUGGAGCAACUGAAAGCACUUCAGUCUGACGUCAACAGUCUCUACAACCUAAAGUUCCAACCCGCAGCCCUGGGCCCGGAGCCUGCGGCCCGGACCCCAGAGGGAAGCCCAGUGCACGGCUCUGGACCAUCAAAGGACAGCUUCGGGGAGCUGAGUCGGGCCACCAUCCGCCUGCUGGAAGAACUGGACCAGGAGCGAUGCUUCCUGCUGAGCGAGAUAGAGAAAGAGGAGAAAGAGAAGCUAUGGUAUUACUCUCAGCUCCAGGGCCUGUCCAAGCGCUUGGAUGAGCUGCCACACGUGGACACGCAGUUCUCCAUGCAGAUGGAUCUGAUCCGGCAGCAGCUGGAGUUCGAGGCCCAGCACAUCCGCUCGCUGAUGGAGGAGCGCUUCGGCACCUCGGACGAGAUGGUGCAACGUGCGCAGAUCCGCGCUUCGCGCCUGGAGCAGAUUGACAAGGAGCUGUUGGAAGCCCAGGACCGGGUGCAGCAGACGGAACCCCAGGCUCUGCUGGCAGUGAAGCCUGUGCCAGUGGAGGAAGAGCAGGAGGCGGAAGUCCCCACGCACCCUGAGGAUGGCACCCUUCAGCCUGGCAACAGCAAGGUGGAGGUGGUAUUCUGGCUUCUAUCCAUGUUGGCAACACGCGACCAGGAAGAUACUGCACGCACGCUGUUGGCCAUGUCCAGCUCGCCAGAGAGCUGCGUAGCCAUGCGCCGCUCCGGCUGUCUGCCACUGCUGCUCCAGAUCCUUCAUGGCACUGAGUCCGGGGUUGGGGGCCGCACGGGGACCCCCGGGGCGCCCGGUGCCAAAGAUGCACGCAUGCGUGCCAACGCCGCCCUGCAUAACAUCGUUUUCUCCCAGCCGGAUCAGGGCCUGGCACGCAAGGAGAUGCGUGUGCUGCACGUGCUGGAGCAGAUCCGAGCCUACUGCGAGACUUGCUGGGACUGGCUUCAGGCGCGGGACAGCGGGACAGAGAGUGGUACCGGAGGCACCCCGGUCCCCAUCGAGCCUCAGAUCUGCCAGGCUACCUGUGCGGUGAUGAAACUGUCCUUUGACGAGGAAUACCGGCGGGCUAUGAAUGAGCUGGGGGGGCUGCAGGCCGUGGCAGAGCUUUUGCAGGUGGACUACGAGAUGCACAAGAUGACCUGGGAUCCGCUCAACCUUGCCCUGCGCCGCUACGCCGGCAUGACCCUCACCAACCUCACCUUUGGAGACGUCGCCAACAAGGCCACACUGUGUGCCCGCCGAGGCUGUAUGGAAGCCAUCGUGGCCCAGCUGGCCUCGGAGAGUGAGGAGCUGCAUCAGGUGGUGUCCAGCAUUUUGCGUAACCUGUCCUGGAGGGCCGACAUCAACAGCAAGAAGGUGCUGCGGGAGGUCGGGAGUAUGACCGCCUUGAUGGAGUGCGUGCUGCGGGCCUCCAAGGAGUCCACCCUAAAGAGUGUGCUCAGCGCGCUGUGGAACCUGUCUGCGCACAGCACAGAGAACAAGGCAGCUAUCUGCCAGGUGGACGGCGCCCUGGGCUUCCUGGUGAGCACCCUCACCUACCGCUGCCAAGGGAACUCCCUGGCGGUCAUCGAGAGCGGCGGCGGCAUCCUGCGCAACGUGUCAAGCCUCAUUGCCACUCGAGAGGACUACAGGCAGGUGCUACGAGACCACAACUGCCUACAGACCCUGCUGCAGCACCUCACGUCCCACAGCCUGACCAUCGUGAGCAACGCCUGCGGCACACUCUGGAACCUGUCGGCCCGCAGCCCCCGAGACCAGGAACUGCUGUGGGACCUGGGGGCUGUGGGCAUGCUGCGCAACCUCGUCCACUCCAAACACAAGAUGAUCGCCAUGGGCAGUGCUGCCGCCCUGCGGAACCUGCUAGCUCACCGGCCUGCUAAGUACCAGGCAGCCGCCACGGCCGUCUCCCCUGGCACCUGCGUGCCCAGUCUGUACGUCCGCAAGCAGAGGGCCCUGGAAGCUGAGUUGGACACCCGGCAUCUGGCGCAUGCGCUUGGCCACCUGGAGAAACAGGGUCUGCCCGAGGCAGAGACCACCUCAAAGAAGCCCCUGCCACCCCUCCGCCACCUGGACGGGCUGGUGCAGGACUACGCCUCUGACUCUGGCUGUUUUGACGAUGAUGACGCACCAUCCCUGGCUGCUGUGGCCACCACAGCUGAGCCCGCCAGCCCAGCAGUGCUAUCUAUGUUUCUUGGCGGUCCCUUCCUUCAGGGCCAGGCACUGGCGCGCACCCCACCUGCCCGCCAGGGUGGCCUGGAGGCUGAGAAGGAGACUGGCGGGGAAGCGGCUGUGGCUGCCAAGGCUAAGGCCAAGCUGGCGUUAGCUGUGGCUCGGAUCGAUCGACUGGUGGAGGACAUCUCUGCUCUUCACACCUCAUCGGAUGACAGCUUCAGCCUCAGCUCGGGGGACCCCGGGCAGGAGGCGCCAAGGGAGGGCCGUGCCCAGUCUUGUUCUCCAUGCCGGGGCACCGAGGGUGGGCGGCGUGAGGCUGGCAGCCGGGCGCACCCGCUGCUGAGGCUCAAGGCGGCCCAUACUAGUCUCUCUAAUGAUAGCCUGAACAGUGGUAGCACAAGCGAUGGCUAUUGUCCCCGAGAACACAUGCGGCCCUGCCCACUGGCUGCGUUGGUGGAGCACCGUGAUGACCCUAUGCGUGGGCAGACUCGGCCUAGCAGGCUGGACCUGGAUCUUCCCAGCCGGGCCGAGCUGCCCGCCCGGGAUACGGCAGCCGCUGAUGCCCGAGUGCGCACCAUCAAGCUCUCCCCAACCUAUCAGCACGUGCCACUGCUCGAUGGUGCUGCUGGGGCGGGUGUUAGACCCCUCGCUGGACCGGGAGCCUCACCGGGGGCUCGGAAACAGGCGUGGCUACCUGCAGAUAACCUGAGCAAAGUCCCUGAGAAGCUGGUGGCCUCCCCGCUGCCCGUGGCAAGCAAGGUGCUGCAGAAGCUGGUGGCACAGGAGGGGCCACUGUCCCUCUCCCGAUGUAGCUCUUUGUCCUCUCUGUCUUCCACUGGCCAAGCUGGCCCAAGCCAGGCCGGGAACCUUGACGACAGUGACUCAUCUCUGGAAGGGCUUGAGGAGGCUGGUCCGGGUGACGCCGAGCUGGAGGGGGUGUGGCCAGCAUCAGGCUCCACCUCUCUGCCUGUGUCCAUCCCAGCCCCCUGCAGGGGGCGCAGUCGAGGCCUUGGGGUUGAGGAUGCGACACCAUCCAGCUCAUCCGAGAACUGUGUCCAAGAGACCCCUUUAGUCCUGAGCCGCUGUAGUUCUGUGAGCUCCCUGGGCAGCUUCGAGAGCCGCUCCAUUGCCAGCUCCAUCCCCAGUGACCCGUGCAGUGGGCUGGGCAGUGGCACAGUGAGUCCUAGCGAGCUGCCCGACAGCCCGGGACAGACGAUGCCACCGAGCCGCAGCAAGACGCCGCCGGCGCCUCCCGGCCAGCCUGAGACCAGCCAGUUCAGCCUGCAGUGGGAAAGCUACGUCAAGCGCUUCCUAGACAUCGCCGAUUGUCGGGAGAGAUGCCAGCCGCCCUCAGAGCUGGAUGCGGGCAGCGUGCGCUUCACCGUGGAGAAGCCGGAUGAGAACUUCUCCUGCGCGUCCAGUCUCAGCGCGCUGGCCCUGCACGAGCUGUACGUCCAGCAGGAUGUGGAGCUGCGCCUGAGGCCACAAGCCUGCCCAGAACGUGCAGUGGGUGGCGGCGGCCACCGUCGGAGGGACGAGGCUGCGGGCCGCCUGGAUGGCCCAGCACCUGCUGGUUCUCGGGCUCGGUCGGCGGCUGAUAAAGAGCUGGAAGCGCUGCGUGAGUGUUUGGGGGCGGCCAUGCCCGCCCGGCUCCACAAGGUGGCCUCCGCCUUGGUGCCUGGCCGCCGAGCCCUGCCGGUCCCGGUGUACAUGUUAGUCCCCGCCCCGGCUCGGGAUGAUGACUCUGGCACUGACUCUGCGGAGGGCACGCCGGUCAACUUUUCCAGUGCUGCCUCGCUCAGCGAUGAGACCUUACAGGGACCCUCCCGGGACAAGCCGGGAGGGCCUGGAGACAGGCAGAAACCCACUGGCCGAGCCGCCCCUGCCAAGCAGACCCGUGGGCACCGACCCAAGGCAACAGGCGCUGGUAAGAGCACAGAGGCCGCCCGAGGAGUCAGCAGGAACCGGGCGGGGUUGGAACUACCCCUCAGCCGGCCCCAGAGUGCUCGGUCUAACAAGGAUGGCCCGUGCCAGACCCGGACCCGAGGGGAUGGCGCUCUGCAGUCGCUGUGCCUCACAACGCCCACAGAGGAAGCUGUGUACUGCUUCUAUGACUCUGAGGAAGAGCCACCAGCCACCGCACCGCCACCUCGGCGGGCGUCCGCCAUCCCUCGGGCUCUGAAGCGGGAGAAACCCACAGGCAGCAAGGAGACCCCAUCCAGGGCGGCACAGCCUGCCGCACCACCUGUGAGGGCCCCGCCCAGACUGAUUGUGGACGAGACCCCACCCUGCUAUUCCCUGACUUCCUCAGCUAGUUCCCUCAGCGAGCCAGAGGCCUCUGAACAGCCAGCCAGCCAUCUUAAAGGAGGCCGGGAGCAGGCAACAAGGAAGGACCCCGGCCCGGGCAGUAAACGGGACAGCUCUCCUAGCCCAAGGGCUGAGGAGGAAUUACUCCAGCGGUGUAUUAGCUUAGCCCUGCCCAGGCGCCGGACCCAGGCACCCAGCUCAAGGCGUCGCAAACCCAGGGGUGCUCGGUCUGAUGUGAGGCCCACUGAGAUACCCCGGAAAUGCCGUGAUGAGGUGCCCGGCUCUGAUCCCGCUUCCGACUUAGACAGUGUCGAGUGGCAGGCCAUCCAAGAGGGUGCGAACUCCAUCGUCACGUGGCUGCACCAGGCAGCGGCCAAGGCCAGCCUAGAGGCCUCUUCGGAAUCUGAUUCCCUCUUGUCUUUGCGGUCAGGGCUGUCUGCAAGCUCCACUCUGCAGCCCUCCAAGCCUAGGAAAGGGCGAAAGCCUGGGGCCGAGGCUAAGAGUGCUUGGCAUCCAGAGAAACGCGCCACAGCUUCCACCAAGGUCAGUGGGAGUACCCGGUUUCCUAGUGGUCCUGAGAAGGCAAAGGGUACCCAGAAAAUGGUGACAGGGGAGCCAACCAUACUCAGGGGACGGACGGUGAUCUACACUGCUAGCCCAGCCUCCCGGGCUCAGUCCAAAGGAGUUUCUGGACCCUGUACCGCACCUAAGAAGACAGGGAGAUCUGGGACCACUCAGCCAGAAACUGUCACCAAGGCCCCCAGCCCGGGGCAACAGCGUUCACGGAGCCUCCACCGACCAGGCAAGAUCUCCGAACUGGCAGCUUUGAGCCAUCCACCCAGGAGUGCCACCCCUCCGGCCCGCUUAGCCAAGACUCCAUCCUCAAGCUCUUCACAGACCUCGCCAGCGUCCCAGCCUCUGCCCAGGCGGUCCCCUCUGGCAACUCCAACCGUUGCACCUCUGCCUGGCCCUGGAGGGUCCCCGGUGCCCAAGUCACCGGCCCGAGCCCUUCUGGCUAAGCAACACAAGACCCAGAAGUCACCGGUUCGGAUCCCGUUCAUGCAAAGGCCAGCCAGGCGAGGGCCACCACCACUAGCGGCAUCAUCCCCAGAGCCUGGCCCCAGGGGCCGGACUGGGACUGAUGGGGCUCCUGGGGUGCGCAGCAGCCGGCUGGGCCUAGUGCGCAUGGCGUCAGCCCGCUCGAGCGGCAGUGAGUCCUCGGAGCGCUCAGGCUUCCGUAGGCAGCUCACCUUUAUCAAGGAAUCUCCAGGGCUCCUCCGUCGCCGCAGAUCUGAGCUGUCCUCUGCGGACUCCGCGGUCCCCGCCUCCCAGGCCGCUUCGCCCCGUCGUGGACGGCCUGCACUCCCCGCCGUCUUCCUCUGCUCCUCUCGCUGUGAUGAGUUGCGGGCAUCUCCACGGCAGCCCCUCGCAUCGCAGAGGUCCCCACAGGCCAAGCCAGGUCUCGCCCCACGUGUACCCAGGCGCACCAGCUCUGAGAGCCCCUCACGCUUGCCGAUGCCGGCGACCCCGGGGCGGCCUGAAACAGUCAAGCGGUACGCAUCCCUGCCACACAUUAGUGUGGCACACAGGCCAGAUAGCACCGCCUCUGUUCCCACCUCUCAGGCUAAUGCCACUCGCCGGGGAAGUGAUGGCGAGCCCGGGCCCCUGCCUAGGGUCGCUGCGCCGGGUACCACGUGGCGCCGUAUCAAAGACGAAGAUGUCCCCCAUAUCCUGCGCAGCACACUGCCUGCCACUGCCCUGCCUCUCAGGGGCCCAUCACCCGAAGACAGCCCUGCUGGGACUCCACAACGCAAGACCAGUGAUGCCGUGGUACAGACAGAGGACAUGGCCACCUCUAAGACCAACUCCAGCACGUCACCCAGCCUGGAGAGCAGGGAUCCCCCACAGGCCCCGGCUGGCGGCCCUGUUGCUCCCCUGGGCAGUGACGUGGAUGGACCAGUCCUCACCAAGCCACCUGCCUCAGCACCCUUCAGCCAUGAGGGCCUGAGUGUUGUUGUGGGGGCCUUCCCCACCAGCAGGCAUGGCUCCCCCAGCAGGGCUGCACGGGUUCCCCCUUUCAACUAUGUGCCCAGCCCUAUGGCAGUGGCUACAACGGCCAGUGACUCUGCUGUGGAGAAAGCCCCUGUCACCUCUCCAGCCAGCCUCCUGGAGUAGCGGGUGUGGGCCGGAACAUUCUCUCCUUGCCCUAUGGCCCAGGCUGGUUGCCCUGUGGGCCUGCUCUCUUCAUGCUGAGUAGGCGCACCUCCGCCCUCAGAGCCCGUUGACGCUCACAUCUCCGUACCUUAGAGCCAGCCCUUGCUUCUGUGCCCAGGGCUCCAGGGAACCGGCUACAGACUUGACCGCAGGGCACACACGGCGCCAUUUUUCUGGGAUUGGCCUGGGAUGGGAGGGGGUGGACAGCCAAGUACUGAGGGCCACUAGCUCUGGGCCCCAUGCAGGACCUGCCCUGGGCUGCACCCAGUGGGAGGGUGCACAUGGCCUCUAGGGAGAUGACUGAGGUGGGGACGGGCUGGAGGCGGGGCAUUGAGGCUCCGCCUGGCAGCUGGGACUGUCUCAGCCCUUCAUGGAGGAAGCCUGUAAUUAGUGCUGCGGUAAUUGGUUAAUGAGGACUCUGCCAGGCAUGUUUGCCUUCUCUGAGGCAGCUGAGGAGCGCUGGGUGAGAGUUUGCAGCCAAGCUGCUCAUGGAGCGUCCGUCAUGGCCACUGAGAGAUCACCAAGCCUG
Acomys russatus (golden spiny mouse) is the source of this 7568-nucleotide messenger RNA. It is a transcript of the gene Apc2, whose product is annotated as APC regulator of WNT signaling pathway 2. Gene Ontology annotation, biological process: pattern specification process; Wnt signaling pathway; negative regulation of canonical Wnt signaling pathway. The record is from RefSeq and is a predicted model, not a curated record. Lineage: Eukaryota; Metazoa; Chordata; Mammalia; Rodentia; Muridae. Gene Ontology annotation, molecular function: microtubule binding; beta-catenin binding; gamma-catenin binding. The transcript is spliced from 15 exons. Gene Ontology annotation, cellular component: cytoplasmic microtubule; catenin complex; beta-catenin destruction complex. The coding region runs from base 56 to 7000 and encodes 2314 amino acids.